Messenger RNA from Strongylus vulgaris, 369 nucleotides. NCBI's taxonomy places the organism in Eukaryota, Metazoa, Nematoda, Chromadorea, Rhabditida, Strongylidae. The record is from the annotation of a GenBank genome assembly.
AAUUGGUACACGAUUUUAUUCCAGGAAGUUAUAAUCCAGACUGACGACUCCUACUUGAAAAUUGCCCGCCGCCUUGAUGAAUAUCGCUCGAACCGCACUCAAUUCCUGCCCGUGGUUGCAGCGUCACCACUCGAAUCUCGCGAUAUUGAACCUUUUAAAGCUGACAGGCCAUCGGAAAGGCGUGGUUUCUUUUUUGAUCCGAAAACGCUGCAGCGACGACGUUCAUCCCUAAAAAUGCUCAGGCGAAGACCAACUCAUAAAAAUAACAAUGCUGAGGCUCAGACUGGUUCAUCCAUGGAGAAGGAACAUCUCGAACCUAUAUUAUCGGUGAGUUCAACCACUGUGUACGAGGGAAGAGGGAAGGGAUGA